This is a messenger RNA of Micropterus dolomieu (smallmouth bass), 1006 nucleotides long. RefSeq names its product tumor necrosis factor receptor superfamily member 14-like. Gene Ontology annotation, molecular function: protein binding; transmembrane signaling receptor activity. Bases 491 to 991 code for a protein of 166 amino acids. Gene Ontology annotation, biological process: signal transduction; defense response to Gram-negative bacterium; immune response. The record is from RefSeq and is a predicted model, not a curated record. The transcript is spliced from 5 exons. Lineage: Eukaryota; Metazoa; Chordata; Actinopteri; Centrarchiformes; Centrarchidae. Gene Ontology annotation, cellular component: external side of plasma membrane; membrane.
GAGUGAAUGUGCUCUAGAAUCCAGUGAUAAUCCAGUUGGAUGCUGGCACAGUGUCUUUGCAGUGGACAGAAAUGAAAUCAGCUGAAUGUCCUGCACUCUGAGCAACAAGCUGAACACGUCCUCUCAUUAUCUCAAACAGAUGUUACUGUACAGAGACUGAAGUCAGCCUGGAAUAACAACGUGGAGCGAGAAAUCCACAACCUUUUACCUCAGACUCUCACUUUAAAUCCACCAUGGUAACGUUAUAUUUAAAGAAAUAUACACUGAAUGAUAUUCUGGUUAAUUACGAGCAUGGUAAAGGCCACAUGGAAAGUGUUAAAGUGGUUUGACUGUAAGUUGCAAAGACAGUGGGUUUAGAAAAAUCACCGAACAUAAAACCACAUACCUGAAGACACACCUCCUCCUGUGAAACUCAUAAUAUACUGAUAUUAUGCUCAACAUGAACCAGUUGUGACCUCGUCUGGCUCUUACUCAAAGCGUGGGACUGUGGAUGAAGAGGUGGCCUCCUACUACUGUGAAAGCACGGUGUGUCGCCGUCUUCACGGUGCACGGGCUGGGCUGUGAUCCAAAGGAAUACACAACAAGGGACGGACAGUGCUGUCCGGUGUGUUACGAAGGUACCGUUGUUAGAAGAGACUGCACACAGCAGUUAGGCACAAAGUGUGGCCCCUGUGAGUAUGGGACGUAUAUGAACCAACCCAAUGGCCUGAAUAAGUGUUUCCCCUGCACAUCCUGUGACCCAGGUCAUGGCCUCUUUGUCCAACAGGAGUGCAGAGCAACACACAACACCGUUUGUGAUGUUUUACCUGGGUAUUUAUGCAAAAGCUUUGCAGAUGAUACAGGAUGUAGUUUGGCAGAGAAACAUAAACUCUGUGCAGCUGGUGAGAGGAUUUUAGAACCUGGAACCAGCAGAACUGAUACGGUGUGUGAACGCUGUAAGCCAGGAUAUUUUUCGCAGGAUGGGGUGAACUGCACAGCGUGGACCAUGUAAGACAUUAUUUAUUAA